Molecule: messenger RNA, 3452 nt
Organism: Amphiprion ocellaris (clown anemonefish)
Lineage: Eukaryota; Metazoa; Chordata; Actinopteri; Pomacentridae
Gene: pglyrp5
Product: peptidoglycan recognition protein 5
Exons: 4
Coding region: 2421-2915 (164 amino acids)
Biological process (GO): peptidoglycan catabolic process; innate immune response
Molecular function (GO): peptidoglycan binding; N-acetylmuramoyl-L-alanine amidase activity; zinc ion binding
Source: RefSeq, a predicted model, not a curated record
CAAUGCUCCAGAAUGAUGUGGAAUUUACACAGAGAAAAAGUGAAUAAGAGAAACACCUGACUGGAAUAUCCACAUUGCUUGGAUAUACUUUUAGAAGGGUGUCUGUCACAGCAAUGGCCAAUGACAAGGCAAUUUUGUCUGACAGUGAAAGCAGAGAGCUACUGGAAGUUGUACCUAUAAAAGAAAAAAUGUUUUUUAUCAUAAAGGUAACACUUGGACUAAAUAAUGUAGAAAUAUAACAUCAGAAUACAGUCUUAAUAUGAAGAGAAAUGGUUGUGUAAGAGUGACAUUACCUGUGUCUGUAAGGAACAACAAAAGUGUCAAAUCCAAGAGAGUUAUAUGCACUUAUAUAAACUAUACUUUUCCUGAAUAUAUUUGUAUUUUGCCGAAUAACUGUUAUUUCACUAAAUCUACGCAGGGCUUUAUGUUGAAAACUCUUAUUUUCCUUACUACCAUGGAUAUUUUAGUGAAGAAACAGAAAACCUCAUAAUAUGAAGAAGUCCUUCUCCCUCAAAGUCACUGCAAACUACUACAAAUUUAUCUUUGUACAUAUUUAAUCCAUGAAAAUAUUCCCUGCUUAAAAUGCUAAAUUGUUGCUUGCUCUAGAAUGCAUAGAUCUAUGAAAUCCCUUGUUUCCCAUGUUUCCGUUCAACCCUCCCAACUCGCUGCAGCUUAAGCACUCCUGUUUACUCUGUGACUCUGCACAAACACUGUAAAACUACUCUGUGCUCCACAAUGGCAAGUUACAAUAUCGUAGUCACACCUGAAGUCAGAAUCUGUGUUUUUGAGGCUGUCUUUGGACUACAUAGGCAGACAUGAACCUUCUCUAGUUUCACAAAAACAUGUGACCCUAGUAACCAAGCAAAGGCGAUAAGCAGAACACACCCUCUGGACACAAUCUUCUUUCUUCUUUGUGCAACUUUUUUCCGCAUUUAUAGCAGAACUCCCCAAAACCAGCCAACAGACUUUGAUGUGUAAAAUCAGUGAAUCACUGUAUUGUGAAACUGAUGAUGACUCAGUCAGAUGAUUCAUUCGGCUGCAAAUGUCCUCAACUUGAAUAGACAAGAAUAUAUAAAUAAUUCAAGAAUAAUCAAAUAAAUAUAUCAUUUAAGUUAAUAAUAAAGAAAUGAUUGUAUCUUUCGUGGCUAAACCUCUAUACCUAGAUUAUCAUCACAUCUCUCUGAAAUGCAAUUUUGCACAGUUGUUCUUGCAUGAAAUUUGUCAGUGUGUCAAGCUGACAGCUUUCGUGGGUAAAAAAAAAACUUGCGUGAGUUUGUCGAUGAUGCAGAUACACCAAAGGUUGUGCAAAAUGUGUAUAAGUCAAAUAUAUACAGAAAAAUCUAUCUUUGUUAUGUUUAAAGCACACUACAGUCCUUCUGGAAUGUGACUUAUUGUGAAAUGAGUUGUGUUUGCACUUUGGUAUAGUUUCUACACUUAGGUUUCCAGCAUUUUACUUCCUAGCUGUGGCCACAGUGAUGCUGUGCUCUUCCAGUCUCACACUAUGAAGGCUGAGGUCGUGAUAUAGGUCAUGUAACUUUAUAUAUUUUAUCUGAGAUCCUCUCACUGUUCUGCUUCCUGUCUUUUCACUCAUUGUUGAACAUCGGCAGCACUGUGUAGCUUUCUACUUUUACCACAGCAGUUGUAGUUCUGCAAACUCCCUUUGAGGCCCAAGCACAAAAUACAGGCACAAAAUAACAGCUAUCAUCUCUACACAACAGAUAAUAUCAGAUCUCUUUCUGUGCACAGCUCCUCACUGCAGACACAGAUGGACAGAUGGUCCGCUGAUAAUGAUGAAAAGGGUUAACAUUUGUAUUUACAGUUUUGCCGUUAGAAGAAUAUAUGCUGCAGCUCAGAUGGGGUUCUUUUUAAUUCUGCUAUUCCAAUCAGAAAACCAAAUUAAACUUUUAGAUGUGCUGAAACAAGCAGACGUUAUUCACUUGACCCCUUCAGUUUUCAGACCGUUUAUUCAUGUGAAGGUGAUACCGCUUGUUGCCUAGUUUCCUCCUACUGGAAAAACAUCCACUUGAUAUCACAAAACGGGUACUACCAUUUCCUCUUUAAAAUCCCACGACUUUAACAUCAUUUUUGAAGUAGUCAUGCCUGAUCUGUGUGAAAGAAACUGCCACUGCUUUCCUGUAUGCAAUUUUCAGGCAAUAUUUAUAUCCACUUCCUCCUUUUUCAGACAUGUAUAUUCCAAACUGUGGGUUGGGCAAUUGUAGACAGUUACAUAGCGAGCAAGUAGAGUUGGAAAUUGCUUGUGUGCUGAUUAAGGUGACAUGCCAUCACAUGCAAACAACAAAGAACGAGGAAGGUGUACUUCCCAUGACCACACCUCCUGAAGCGGACUCAUUGAUAAAGGACCUGCACAGUCUGCUGCAGGCCAGUCGUCACAAGCCAGCGACCUAUGUGAGUGUGGAGUUAUGGACCAGAAAGUGAACGUUGUUUCAAGGCAGCAGUGGGGAGCGGCUGAUCCUAAAAAAAAGGAGACUUUAAAAAGUCCGGCCGGGAAAGUUGUCAUUCACCACACUGCCCUGCCGAGCUGCACAGGCCUGGCAGAGUGUAAGACCCGCAUCGCCAGCAUUCAGAGAGGGCAUAUGAAAGAAAGAGGCUUUGAUGAUAUUGGAUAUAAUUUUCUGGUUGGAGGAGACGGCACUGUGUAUGAAGGCCGUGGCUGGGGCGUGGUAGGGGCACAUGCCAAAGGCCACAACAGUGACUCACUGGGGAUCGCCUUCAUGGGCAAUUUCAAUAAUGAGGCUCCAAGCAAAGAGGCAAUACAGUCUGUCAAAGGGCUGCUGCAGUCUGGAGUUUCCCAGAGCUUCAUAGCACCAAAGUUUGGCCUGUUUGGGCACAGAGAUCUAGGAAAGACAGAAUGUCCAGGAGAAAAGCUUUACGCUGCAAUACAACAACUGAAGUGAACGUGACGCUCACAGCAGAUUUCUCAGAAUGUUUUCAAGGGGAAAUUCUUUCCCAGCCUUCAAUUGCACACAAAUCUUCACCAGCACCUUCUUAGUCGUAGAUACGGAAUAAAUAGGGUGAUGGGAUAUAGAAGCUUUACAGAUGAAACACUAACUGUCUGAUGUCUUUUUUUUUAUAAAUAUGUAUUUUUAGCGUGGAUUUCUUCUUAAUUAAAGGAAGUUUUGUGCUCACAGCCUGUCAGAAGUUUCUCUUACAGCAGAGGGAGCCACCAGAUGGGAUGAGGCUGAUAGAUUCAGCAGUCUAUCAGUGCAAAAUCCAAAGUUUACACACUGACACUGUAACACUGAAAUCCAUAGGUUAUGUUAAAGUAUUUCUUAUUAUUUGAGUGCUUUCCUUUAAUUGAGUUACAAGAGUGCAUUACAUUUUACUGAACAAAACUUGCUUUGUGGUGUAAAUAAACACUCCCAUGAAUUUAACCUGUUUAAAUGUGAUAUUCCUGGUCUUUUGGAAAUAAAUAGCACUUAUCAAUAACGUGA